Molecule: messenger RNA, 723 nt
Organism: Metarhizium album ARSEF 1941
Lineage: Eukaryota; Fungi; Ascomycota; Sordariomycetes; Hypocreales; Clavicipitaceae
Exons: 1
Coding region: 1-723 (240 amino acids)
Source: RefSeq, a predicted model, not a curated record
AUGAAGCAUUCCUUGUUUGCCGUUGCCACACUCGUCCCCCAGUUUGGCUUUGCCCUAGUUGGGAACAAAUGGUCUUUCUCUGGCAGUCCCCGAGACGGUUUGAAAGACAUUACCUUUCCUUUUAACAUGCACGGUGCCGCACACGAAAGUGGAUUUUACGUCGCCCAGCAGUUCUCUUUCCUGAAUAUCAGUGGCGGCGGCUAUUGCGGCAUUCAGAACCGACCCAACCAGGGCGGGAAAAGCAUUGUACACGCUGUAUUUUCGAUGUUUCAUCAAGGUACUACUACCAACGAUGCCAACUGCCACAUCGGAGCCGAUGGUGGCGUUGGUGUGAGCUGCGCCGUCGAGGUUGUCGGCAACUACAACACCACCUACAACUUGGUCGUUAAGAAUGUCAAAGGCACCACUUGGACCGGGACUAUUGUCGACACGGACUCUGGAAACCAGACACGCGUCGGGACCUACACCUUACCGAGCGGCGCGGGCGGUAUCAAGUCCUCCCAGUCUGGUUUCGUGGAAUACUUCCCAUGGAACGGCGGCGGCGCCCCCAAUUGUGCAGAAUUGCCCAAGUUCAAGGCAGACAUGUAUCAACCCCAGUCCAAGACGUGCGGCGCUGGAACAGGUUCCAUGAAAAACAUACACCAAUACGGGAAAUGUAAGGGAAAGGUCAAUUUUUCUUCGAAGGGUGUCCCUAGUGGUUUUGAGAUUGAGGUUGGGUUUUAA